Cylicocyclus nassatus is the source of this 324-nucleotide messenger RNA. The record is from the annotation of a GenBank genome assembly. NCBI's taxonomy places the organism in Eukaryota, Metazoa, Nematoda, Chromadorea, Rhabditida, Strongylidae.
AUGUUUAGCGUACUGAUUUCAAGGGAUGCUACAUUCACUGGAGACACAAGAUUACGUCAGUGGACAAGAAUGAGAAUUUUCAACCUAACCUUCUUGUUACUUACCAUCUUAGUGAUUCUGGACGUUGGCGAAUGCGGCAAAUUCAAAGACAUUCUGGGAAAAAUCUUCGGAAAAAUAGGAGAAACGCUCCUCAAGGUUCCGAAAGUUCUCGUAAAGGCUCCGGAAAUCCUUAAACAUGUGAACGAAGCGAAGGAUAUAAUUAAAACAAUCAAAGGAUAAUUGAUAUUUUGUGCUUGAUUGUCGAUAAACCUUGACAUUGUGACU